AUGAGGCGAAGACAUGCCGUCGAAGACAACACACAGUCCGGGGAACCAAUCGGCAGAUCAUCUCAUGUCAGACACCAGUCAUUAAGUGCAGCACUCGAUGACAGACAACACAACAAUACUAUUGACCCUAUAGUCCCGUCGACAACAACAACUACUACUUGCAGUCCCGACAGUCAAUCGGUGGACAUUUGGCGAUAUAAUACAUUAUACGAUACGGCAGAUCUAACUGCCACUACAACUGACCCAUCACUGGCCACAAUCAGCACCACUUCCAGUCCCGACAGACAAUCGAUUGACAAUAAACGGCAUUAUAAUUCGGACUCCGAUAUCGAACUCAUUGGUAGAGUUCCGGCGCCCAAAAGGCCCGCACGUAACCGAUCGCCCGUUGAUAUCAAGCCAUCGCUCAUAGACUCCAUACCUGUGCCGGAAAUAGUCAAUAAACCGCCCGUAGAGACCAUUACAAUAACCAAAGGUGGGAAUGAGUUAAUACAUGAAUUGGCUCCGGGUAUACGUCGGGUCAGACUUCGCACGCCAUCGCCUCCACCCCCGGCCACACACUAUGAGUGGUCGUCGGGAACAUUGGUUCACAGAUAUAGCCGUCGUUGCGAUUAUUGCGUUGAAUGGUUUGAUACGACCGAUGAUUAUCUCUCGCACACGCGGGCCGUUCACGGGACGGGUCAACCGCUAAAGGGGCGGACCAUAACAAAGCCCGGGACCGGACAAAAGUGCCGGACCGUACCGUGCGAUGAUUGCGGCCGAUAUUUCUACAACGAGUUUGGUUUAAGUCAACACAAAAAGGCUAAACAUUUAAAUUAA
This is a messenger RNA of Medioppia subpectinata, 816 nucleotides long. Lineage: Eukaryota; Metazoa; Arthropoda; Arachnida; Sarcoptiformes; Oppiidae. The record is from the annotation of a GenBank genome assembly.